Molecule: messenger RNA, 1917 nt
Organism: Anolis sagrei ordinatus
Lineage: Eukaryota; Metazoa; Chordata; Lepidosauria; Squamata; Anolidae
Product: carbohydrate sulfotransferase 12
Biological process (GO): proteoglycan biosynthetic process; carbohydrate biosynthetic process
Cellular component (GO): membrane
Molecular function (GO): sulfotransferase activity
Source: RefSeq, a predicted model, not a curated record
GCUGGGCUUUCUCGCGAGACAGAGGAGGAGCCGUGGGGCUGGCCGGGGCCCGGGAGGGGCCUCCGUCGCUGGAGGACCCGGGGCAUCCCUCAAGGAGGCCGGAGAAGCAGCCGGACAGGCGGGGGGAGCCGGAGAAACGGUGCGACAAAAGCCGGGCGUCCAAAGCGAACCAAACUGUGCCACAACCAGCCAUGUUGGGUUUCUGCUUUUUCCGGUCCAGCUGGAGGUAAGCUCAGCUCAUGGCGUCUCCCGCCAGGAUGACCAAAGCGCGGCUCUUCCGCCUCUCGGUGGUGGUGGGCUCCCUCUUCAUGAUCCUGCUGAUCAUUGUCUACUGGGACAACGUGGGCACGGCUCACUUCUACCUCCACACCACCCUCUCGAGGCCUCAUGGUGUGCUCCCCACCGCCUUCCAGGGGGACAGGCAGGAAUCGUUGGCAGACGUGGACGAAUUCUUGGAGACACUCUUGAGCUCUGACCUGAAACAGAGCUCGGUCAAGCUCGGCCGAAGGACAGAGCAGCCCCUUUUGCAAGCUUCCAGCCGGCCUGUCGCGGGCAACUUGGAGGAGAAUGUCCGGGGCUACGACUGGUCCACUCGGGAUGCCAGGCUGAUCCUGGACCAAGAGAAGCUGCAGGCUGAGAGGCGGAGGACCUUGCGCGAGUUAUGUGCCAAUUCCAGCUUCACCUUCCCGAACAAGGAGCGCUCUUUUGACGACAUCCCCAACUACGAGCUCAACCACCUCAUUGUGGACGACCGCCACGGUGUCAUCUAUUGCUACGUCCCCAAAGUGGCCUGCACCAAUUGGAAGCGGGUGAUGAUUGUCCUGAGCGAGAGCUUGAUGGACCAAGGCGUCCCUUACGCCGACCCUUUGGAUAUCCCCCGCGAGCACGUCCACAACACCAGCACCCACUUCACCUUCAACAAGUUCUGGCGCCGCUAUGGCAAGUUUUCCCGGCACCUCAUGAAGAUCAAGCUGAAGAAGUACACCAAGUUCCUCUUUGUCCGCGACCCCUUUGUGCGGCUCAUCUCGGCCUUCCGCAGCAAAUUCGAGCUGGAGAACGAGGAGUUCUACCGGCGCUUUGCCGUCCCCAUGUUGAAGCUGUACUCCAACUUCACCAGCCUCCCGACCUCGGUGAGCGAGGCCUUUGAGGCUGGCCUCCGGGUCUCCUUCUCGGAUUUCAUCCAGUACUUGCUGGACCCUCGGACAGAGAAGAUGGCCCCUUUCAACGAACACUGGAGGCAGGUCUACCGCCUCUGUCACCCCUGCCAGAUAGAGUACGACUUUGUGGGCAAGCUGGAGACAUUGGACGAAGACGCGGCCCACCUCCUGCAGCUCCUCAAGGUGGACCAUCUCCUCCGCUUCCCUCCCAGCUACCGGAACAGGACAGCCAGCAGCUGGGAGGAAGACUGGUUUGCCAAAAUCCCCGUGGCGUGGAGGCAACAGCUGUACAAGCUGUACGAGGCGGACUUUGUACUCUUUGGUUAUCCCAAGCCGGAGAACUUGCUGAAAAACUGAACACAGUGGAACUUGUUGGGAGCUGGGAGGGGAAAGAGAGCCUUUGAAGUACCAAGAGAGUUCUCUAUUUUUAUUUGGCAAACACAAGAGUCCUUCUGUUGAUGGUGACGCACUCAAGCAUCCCAUUUUGCCUCCUGUUUGCUUGAGUUCACCAUCCUUGAAUCUUCCUUUGGAGGAGGGCAAUGUGUGGGUCCCUGUUUGCCCCCCAAAACGUGUCCUGUUUUCUCUUGGCCUCCAAUACCACAUGAGAUGAGCUGCUCCUGUUUGGAUGCUUUUUACAAAAUGCAUUUUUUUUUAAAAAAAGAGGAAAAAUGGACAGAAAAGAAAGAAGAAUUAAUAUAUUGAAAUAUUUAAGACGAAUCCUGCUGUGCAAAAGAAAGAGAGAGUAAAAGGGUUCACCACC